Messenger RNA from Fonsecaea monophora, 1815 nucleotides. RefSeq lists its product as hypothetical. NCBI's taxonomy places the organism in Eukaryota, Fungi, Ascomycota, Eurotiomycetes, Chaetothyriales, Herpotrichiellaceae. The transcript has 6 exons. Gene Ontology annotation, cellular component: mitochondrion. Bases 1 to 1815 code for a protein of 604 amino acids. The record is from RefSeq and is a predicted model, not a curated record.
AUGAGUUCGCCUCGACCCUUCCACAGAAUUCAACAGCUUAUUGAGUUCUGCAUCCUUGUCAACGGCGCUGGUAACAAAGGACGCAGUGGCAAGCUGGCCGCCUUCAGCACCGGCCCUCUUGCGCUAUGCCGUCAGAGUAAACCGCCAGGUUACCUUAACGGGUGCCGUCGUCGCACAAUCCGGACGAUAGCCUUGAGCAGAAGAGAUCGCUUCGAUCCUUACGCGUAUACGAGCGGCCGAUGGCUCCGUGGCGACGAGUUAGAGCGCAGCGCUCGACAUAUCACCUUUGAUUUCGACGCCCUCUGUCAGCGAGUUAUUGAGUUGUGUCCAGGGGCAGCGUCGAUCUCGAAUUGCGAGAAGAAAGAAGGAGGGUUCAACAGAGUUUUUAUUUUCACCACCGACAAUGGACAGAGUAUCGUCGCCAGACUCCCCUUUGCACUCGCCGGACCACCAAGAUUGACGACUCAGUCAGAAGUCGCGACUAUCCAUUACAUACAAGCGAACACUAGUAUCCCUAUUCCAAAAGUCCUCGACUGGUGCGAUGACGCCUCAACAUCAAUUGGGACCGAAUACAUAAUCAUGGAACACGCUGAUGGUGUCCAGCUACACCAAAUAUGGCCUAACAUGGCCGGAGAACAAAGGAUUCGGUGUAUCAAGGCUAUCGUUCAAAAGAUCAAGGAAAUUGCGAACGUGGAAUUUCCAGCAUACGGAAGUUUAUAUCAUGCCACCGCUCGUCUCAGCUCUGCUUCAAAGGUUCCACUGAAUCAAGAUUUCUGCAUUGGCCCUCAUUGUGGGGCAAUGUACUGGAAUUGCAACCCCAUUGAGCCUAGAUAUUACCAAAAUACGAAGCCUAAUCAGGGACCAUGGUCCGACCUCGGGGCAUACUGCGACGGUCUGAUCGAUGCAGGUAUUGCUAGGAUCCCUCCUGAUUCCGACCACCAGAACCGACUUCGAUAUCAGGGAUCGCCAUCUGAUCACCUUCAUCUCCUUGACUCGGGCCGGUCUGUGAUCAAGAAGAUGUCUGAAGAUUCACGAAUCUUGAAUGCGGCUGUUCCAACUCUCCUCCACCCUGACUUCCACAAGAGAAAUAUCUUCGUUUCGGAAGAUGACCCCACCGUAGUUACUGGAAUCAUUGAUUGGCAAUCGGCUAGCGUCGAGCCAGGAUUCUGGUACGCAGACCACAUCCCGAACUUUGCGAUGAGUAUACCAGAUCCCUUUGGCCAAAGGGACCCUGACAGUGAGCUAUGUGCAAAAGCAUUUGACGCUUGCGUGCAAUUUCUUGUCCCCAAGUUGGCAGGUCCCCGUUACCUAGAUGAGUCCCUAUUCCGGCUAUUUCGAUAUUGCUAUCGAACCUGGAAGGAUGGAGCCGUGGCUUUUCUUAGCGAACUCAUUGAGACAUCUCAGCACUGGACAAGCCUUGGUCUUCCAGGCUCAUGCCCAUUUACAACACCUACUCCUGAAGAAUUUGUGAUUCAUCAACAAUACAAGAGAUUUGUGGCCGCGCAGGAAUUGAAACGCGAUCUGUCAGGCUUGCUCAACACUACCUCUGAGGGAUGGGUCCCGUCUGAAGCCUGGGAAACGACAGUAUUGGCACACAAGGAGCUGUUUGCAAACAUGCUAGAAGCUGUAUUGACUGACGCAGAUACUGAUGACGAUGAACCCAUAAGAGAUGAAAGUGAUCUGAGGGAAAUAUGGCCAUUUGAUCUCAAGGAUAUUUACCCGCAGUCAAGGAAGCUCGGGAGGUCUGAGGCGUUCUCGGCGCCUAGACCAACCGCCGCUCUCUCGCACUGCCAGACCCAAGGUUACGAGGUUUAG